This is a messenger RNA of Rubroshorea leprosula, 1640 nucleotides long. Lineage: Eukaryota; Viridiplantae; Streptophyta; Magnoliopsida; Malvales; Dipterocarpaceae. The record is from the annotation of a GenBank genome assembly.
GUCAUGUUGUUUUUUGGGAACACACUAUGUUUUCCUCAUUAUCAAACUUUCAUGUGUUAUCUUUUGAUCAACCUCCAUUUUUUACUAACCCUUCUAUUAAGCUAUUUCCUAGUGACUCUGAUGCAAAUAUAUUUGAUGAGCUCUAUGAUGCCUUUCCACAUGCUCCACCUAGUUCUAUAGAAGAUGUUCUGCCUGCUGGUAAUGUAUUAGACAAUGUUGAGUCUUCUUCCCUUACCCCUUCUGUAUCACAUAUUGGAUCUAACCUUGUUAAUCUUGAGCCUAAAAAUGAGAUCCUUAAUCCACCUUCAAGUCAUCCUACUUGGCAAGUUAUGCAAGAUGAAUUACAAGCUCUUGACAAAACUCGUACAUGGGAUUUGGUUGACCUUCAUACUGGAAAGCCUUUAGUAGGUUAUAAAUGGGUGUACAAGAUCAAAACUCGGUUUGAUGGUUCCAUGGAGCGUUACAAGGCUUGUUUGGUCGCUAUAGGAUUUACUCAGGAAUAUGGGAUUGAUUAUGAGGAAACUUUUGCACCUGUUGCUCAUCCUACUUCAGUUCGCAGUUUGAUUAGUAUUGCUGCUACAACAAGAUGGACAUUGUUUCAGAUAGAUGUGAAAAAUGCCUUUCUAAAUGAUGAUCUUGCAGAGGAAGUUUACAUGAAACCACCUCCUAGACUUGAGCAUCUUCCAAACAAAACUAGUCAUGGUAUGGUUCUACUACUUCUUUAUGUUAAUGAUAUAAUCAUUACUGGGGAUGAUAUUUUAGGUAUUCAUGAUCUUAAGCAAUUUCUCAAUCAUAAGUUUGAGAUGAAAGAUCUUGGUGUUUUGAGAUAUUUCUUGGGACUUGAGGUCACCUUUUUUGAUGAUGGUUAUCUUCUUUCUCGAACAAAAUAUGCUUCUGGUCUUAUAUCUAAAGCUGGAUUCACUGACAAUAAGACUGCAUCUACUCCUCUUGAGCCCAAUGUUCGACUUACAUCCAUAGAUGGUUCUCCAUUAGCUGAUCCUACUCGCUACAAACAGUUGGUUGGAACAGUACUUCGCAUUAUUCGGUAUAUUAAAGGUACCAUGUUCCAUGGACUUCACUUUUUUGCUCAUUCAUCUCUUGAACUUCAUGCUUACUCAAAUGUUGAUUGGGCUGUAGACUCUAAUGAUUGUAAAUCCACCACUAGAUAUUGUCUUUUUCUUGGUGAUUCCUUAAUCUCUUGGCAUAGCAAGAAGCAGACAGUUUCAUCACGUUCUAGCACAGAGGUUGAAUAUCAAGCACUUGGAGACGCCAUAUCAAAGUUACUUAAUUUACGUUGGCUACUAGAAGAUAUAGGUGUUUCUCAACCGCCUGCUACCAAUCUUUAUUGUGACAAUCAGAGUGCCAUGCAAAUUGCUCAUAAUGAUGUCUUCCAUGAAUGCACUAAACACAUUGAGGACACGGAAGAUGAAGCUCAGGGCUCAAAAGUCUAAACCAAAAAUUCUCAAGUAUGCAUUUCCUUGCUUCCCAUGCUUAUGGUUAAGAACAAUUUAGGAGUCCAGUAUUCUCAGACUUUUCAAUUUCAUCUCAAUUUGUUGAGGCCUGCUUUGUUAUUUAUUUUAUUUACAAAAAAACUAUUUUACAAUUUAAUACAAUCUAAACUAUAAAAUAGUAAAUUCUUU